Molecule: messenger RNA, 1189 nt
Organism: Cladocopium goreaui
Lineage: Eukaryota; Dinophyceae; Suessiales; Symbiodiniaceae
Source: the annotation of a GenBank genome assembly
UGGCCCUUUCCAUGAUCGUGCUCAAUGUCCGAGGCCUCCAUUCCUCGAUCCGGUGGUUUCGUGGAGGACCACUUCCAAGAUGCCAACUGCUUGGCACAAGCGAGCCAUUGCUUCAGCGAGGUCUACCUGGCACAUCCUGCUGAAGUCUUCUCGGGAAGCAAGGUCUUACUGCAUGUCUACGAGCUCGUGGAGUUCGUCCGGAUGAACAAGAUUCUCGCGUCAGAACUACUGCCCGUCGGUGGAGCGCUUCACGCUGGGGUAGAGGUCUAUGGAAGAGAAUGGAGUUACGGAGGUUCGUCAGGUAGUCGGAAGACAGGAAUCGUUUGCGAAGUUCCACGCACAAACCAAAAGCAUAGGUACCGGGAGUCUAUUUCUCUGGGCUUCACACGCCUCAGCAAGGCAGAGGUAGCACUGGUGCUUGGAGAUCUUGUGGAACUUUGGCUUGCAGAGGACUAUCAUUGGCUGAACAACAACUGCUUGUCGUUCGCUAACGACUUCUGCCGCAAGUUAGGUGUUGGUGGAAUUCCAGCAUGGGUCGACCGACUGCCGCGAGGAGUCUCGGCGGUGAACCAGGGAAUGCAGAGCCUGGCCGAGACCAUGCGGCAUCUGGCGGAUGGCACUCUGGAAGUGGUUCACGCCAUUGUUGGAGCUGGAGGACAACUAGACUGUGCUCGCUGUCGUCCAGCUCCAUCGUUUGUUUCGUCGUUUGGAACGCAGAGUGUUGCUGGAAGCUUUGUCUUAACGCCUGCUUACGGAGCAAGCUUCAUGCCACUGGGGCAAGGAAGUAGCCGAGAAAUGGCCUCAGUCUCAUUGCGUGAAGACGCUGUUCGGAUCCAGCCUAGGCAUGUUCCGCAGCAUCCAGUGCUUUCCCGCGUGGAAGAGGAUAAUGAAUGGAGCUGACACAACCCAGCUUCAUCGCUUGCGAGCACAAAGGAAUGCUUGCAUUAUCUUGUAUAUUCUUGUAUUAUAUUUGAUUUUUUAGCCAUGUCUGCAUCGACGGAUGCAUGAAGACCAUUGCAUGCUGUACUUGAUCCGUUGAUGCUCCUGAGCUUUGGCAAGCUUGCCACAGCUCAAUUGUAACGGAUGGAGUACUUUGCCGGCGAUUUAUAGGUCCGUUAAUUCAAUGCUUAAUCAAAGCUUCGCGCUCUGUCACAGACUCGACGGAAGUCGAUCAAACAUGUUGAGAAAA